Molecule: messenger RNA, 3522 nt
Organism: Colletotrichum fioriniae
Lineage: Eukaryota; Fungi; Ascomycota; Sordariomycetes; Glomerellales; Glomerellaceae
Source: RefSeq, a predicted model, not a curated record
AUGGUCGGGGAUGAAGUCAUUCGCGGGGUAUCCGGCGGAGAAAGAAAGCGAGUGUCAAUUGCUGAGGUCAUGGCUACUCAGGCUCCUGUUCAAUGCUGGGACAACUCAACUCGAGGCCUAGACGCCAGCAAUGCAUUGGACUUUGCACGUGUCUUGCGCAAGAUGGCCGACGGGGAGCACAAGUCCAUUGUUGCAACUCUCUAUCAAGCUGGAAACGGUAUCUACGAUCUCUUUGACAAAGUACUUGUGCUUGCUGAAGGAAGAGAGAUAUACUAUGGCCCCACAACCGAAGCCAAACAAUACUUUGAAGACAUGGGCUUUGAGUGCACGCCAGGAGCAAAUGUCUCUGAUUUCCUCACCUCAGUUUCGGUUCCCACGGAGCGACAGAUACGCCCUGGAUACGAAGACAAGAUCCCGACAAGUCCGGCAGAUUUUGAAGACGUGUAUAAGACGAGCGCUCUUUUCGAAAGAAUGGCACAGCAAAUGAACGUGUUGUCAGAAAAGUCUCUGUCGAAUGAAGUGGAGAGUCUCCUCAGACUUCGAGAUGCAGAGAAGAACCGCUCACUGCCAUUUCUAUCUCGUCAAGGCAGCCCCUAUCAGGUGUCAUUCGCGAGCCAGUUUCAAAUCAUCUGGGGAGACCGUUGGUCGAACGCAUUGCAGAUUGCUUCUGCCCUAAUCAUGGCGUUGGUCACCGGAAGUCUUUUCUACAACCUCCCAUCCGACAGCACCUCCAUCUUCACCCGGCCGGGUGCUCUCUUCUUCCCAAUCCAACUAUUCGCCAUGAACAAGAUGUCUGAGACCACAGCCUCCUUCAUGGGACGCCGAAUCAUCUCAAGACACAAGCGGCUUGCCUUUCAUCGGCCCGCAGCGUACGCCCUAGCAAGUGCGGCAACUGAUGUGCCGCUUGUCAUUCUGGCAUACUCUUUGUUUCAGCUGAUCUAUUACUUCAUCGUGGAUUUUCAGCGCGAGGCGGGCCACUUCUUCACUAAUUGGUUCAUGCUCAUUCUAUGUACACUGUGCUUUUCUUCCCUGUUCCGCAUGAUCGGAGCUUGGUGCAGGCAUUUUGGGCUGGCUUCACAAAUUACUGGGUGGAUGACAAUGGUUUUCAUGGUCUACGCAGGAUAUCUCAUUCCCGUACCGAGCAUGCCUGUCUGGUUCCGUUGGAUUUCGUGGCUGAACCCUGCAACAUACACCUUCGAAGCGAUCAUGGCCAAGGAGAUGGGGGAUCUCACUCUGAAUUGCAUUCAACCUCAGCUUAUCCCCUUUGGAUCUACCUAUGAUGGUAGCCAGUAUCGCAGCUGCACAGUCAGGGGAUCUACGUCGGGGUCGACAAUCAUCGACGGCGAAACCUACAUGAAUGCUCAAUAUUCGGUUUACAAAGCACACAUCUGGCGCAACGCAGGCAUUCUCAUCGGAUUCUGGAUCUUCCUGGCACUUAUGACCGCAGUUGGCUUUGAGAUCAAUCUGCAUUCCGACUCUGGCUCGAAGGUGUUAUUCGACCGACGAAGCAAACAGAAGGAGGCAGCUACAAAGGGAGACACGGAGAAGGCGGAUGCAUCGGCUACCUCUCAUGACGUCUCCUAUAUGUCUCUUAGCAAGACGGUGUUCACUUUCAAAGAUAUCAGCUAUUUUGUUCGUCACGAAGGAAAGGACCUGCAGCUUCUUCGCGGAGUCUCUGGCUACGUCAAGCCCGGACAGCUAGUCGCGCUCAUGGGUAGCUCCGGUGCUGGCAAGACGACUUUGAUGGACGUUUUGGCACAGAGGAAAGACAGUGGCACGAUCGAAGGCAGCAUCAUGGUCAAUGGAAAGCCGCAGGGUAUCAGCUUCCAGCGGACAACGGGCUACUGUGAGCAAAACGACGUCCACGAACCCACUGCUACGGUCUGGGAGAGCCUUUUGUUCUCGGCGAGGCUGCGACAGAGCCACAAUAUUCCAGAUGAGGAGAAGCAGGACUACGUUCGAGGCAUCAUGGAGUUACUCGAGCUGACGCCUCUGCAGCAUGCCAUUGUUGGAACGCCUGGCGAGGGCCUCUCUAUAGAGCAGCGUAAGCGUCUCACUCUCGCGACUGAACUCGUCGCGAAGCCUUCUCUCCUUUUCCUCGACGAACCGACUUCCGGCUUGGAUGGCCAGUCUGCCUACGAGAUCUGUCGCUUUAUGCGCAGGCUUGCAGCAUCUGGACAGACCAUCAUUUGCACCAUUCAUCAGCCAUCUGCAACCCUCUUCGAUGCAUUUGAUGUGCUUCUCCUCUUAGCCCGUGGAGGACGUACGACCUACUUUGGACCGACUGGCAGUAACUCAGCAACAGUGAUUGACUACUUUGCCCGAAAUGGCGCCCCUUGCCCACCGCACGCGAAUCCCGCAGAGCACAUAGUUGAUGUUGUGCAAGGCCGUUUUGGUACUAAGAUCGAUUGGCCGCAGACGUGGCUAGACUCUCCGGAGAGAGAAGCGGCCAUCAAAGAACUUGAUGCCCUCAACUCCAACAGCGACGAGGAGAAGGGUCCCGAGACAACGACUGCGACUGAGGCCGUCGAUGAGAACCAACUUGCUGGAUUUGCAACCCCAGUCACCUAUCAAGUCUACCUUGUCACGAGCCGACAACUGGUCGCUCUAUGGCGCAACCCUGAUUACGUCUGGAACAAAAUUGGAUUGCACAUCACCAACGGACUCUUUGGAGGUUUCACGUAUUGGAUGCUGGGUGACGGUACUUUCGACCUGCAACUCAGACUCAUGGCUGUGUUCAAUUUCGUGUUUGUUGCCCCUGGAUGUAUCAACCAGCUGCAGCCGCUCUUCAUCCGGAACCGCGACGUCUUCGAGACUCGCGAGAAGAAGUCCAAGACGUACCAUUGGUUUGCCUUUGUGGCGGCUCAGUUGCUGUCAGAGACACCCGUGCUGAUUGUGUGCGGUACGCUUGCGUUUGUCACUUGGUACUUCACAGUUGGCUUCCCCACAGAAGCGAGGAUUUCCGGACAGGUUUACCUUCAAAUGAUCCUCUAUGAGUUCCUUUACACUUCGCUGGGGCAAGCCAUUGCCGCUUACAGCCCCAACGCCUACUUCGCUGCGCUGGCCAAUCCUAUCAUCAUCGGCGCUGGUCUCAUCAACUUUUGCGGCGUUGUUGUUCCAUACUCGCAGAUCACAGCCUUUUGGAGAUACUGGCUUUACUGGCUCGAUCCUUUCACCUACCUCAUCCAAGGAAUGCUGGAGCCUGUAGUCUGGGAUAUCGAGGUUCACUGCAAGUCAAACGAGUUGACUCACAUUCCACUUCCGGGUAACAGCACCUGUGGGGAGUACCUCGCCGAGUUUCUCACUUCCGAGCCGGGCUACGUUGUCGAUCCGGAAAACAGCACCAUGUGCGCAUAUUGCCCCUACAGCACUGGCUCAGACUACAUGCGAACCAUGAACAUCAAUAACUCAAGCUAUGGGUGGAGAGGAGUCGGUAUUACAGCGCUCUUCUGCGUUUCGUCUUACGCCCUCGUCUUUCUGAUGAUGAAACUGCGGACCAAGACCACGAAAACCGCGAGCUAG